AUGUGUUUGGCCCUGCAAUCCUAUUCCCGUAACAAUGACAUACCUUCUGAAUAUCAAGACAAAUUAGCGACACUCAUAGACCUUUAUCGUAUCCGCACCGCCCAGUGUCUAGUAAUAGCUGAUAUCACAAGACCUGCCUACUUGAUGAUAGAAACCAUGCUAUGUUACGCUUUCAUUGAGUAUGCAAAUGAACGAGAUGGUGAUAUGGGUACUUGGCUUUUAUCUGGGAAUAUUAUGCGUCUAGCCCUACAACAGGGAUAUCAUCGUGAUCCAGAUCAGCAUUCUCGUCUCAGCGUGUAUGAGGGCGAAAUGAGACGUCGUGUUUGGCUGAUUGUUACACAACAUGAGUUACUUUUCUCCAUUCAAAUCGGACUUCCAAAAUCUAUAAAGUUUGCUGAAUGCGAUACAAAAGAACCCCGCAACCUGCGCGUAGAAGAGCUUUCCGAACACAUGACCAUUCUCCCCCCAUCCCGGCCUGAUACUGAAAGCACACGCAAUUGUUACCAACGCGUCCAAUCUCGGAUUAUGCGUGCCUACGGCUAUGCCAUUGAAUUCCUCCACAUCGUCGAACCUCAACCAUAUACAGAAGUAAUCAAACUGGAUGAAAUGCUCAAACAAUACCACGAUCAAAUUCCCGCGCAUCUCCAACUCGGUACUCUUUCUCAAAUGACUCACGAGACCCCAUCCACUAUUGCCGAAAAAUUCCUUCUUCAAAAGCUCUACUAUAAAGCUACACUUCUUCUUCAUCGCAAAUAUUGGAACGCUACAAUACCUGGAAAUCCAGAUGAGUUCCGUUGGUAUUCAAGACGUAUGUGUGUACUAUCCUCCAUGGCUCUCCUGAAUAUCCAGGUCAGCAUGCACGAAGCGAGUCAACCGGGUGGAAUACUGAAGGACUUUAAAUGGUGGCAUUUUUCCAUGACAAAUCAUGAUUUUUUACUCGCAGCUAUGAUUAUGUGUUUAGAUUUGAAUACGAAUCAAAGAACAGACCCAAGGAGUGGUGGUAUGAGUUAUUGUUCUGUUGCUGAAAAGAAAAAAUUGGAGGCGUUGAUCAGGGCGAAAGAUAUUUGGAGGGAGGUUGAGGGGAAAUGUAAGGAUGCUAAAAGGGCAGUGGAUAUUUUAAGCAGUUUGAUUAAGAGGUUGACGGCAAAGGUGCAGAAUAAUGUUGUGUUGAAUGUGAAUCCGGAUUGUGUUAAACAGCCUCCUGUUGUUACGACUAUGAACCAGGCGGAUGCGGAAAUACUUGGUAAUUCGGUACCAACUUAUACAAAUAUCGCGGUUCCGGCAAUGUUUACGACCCAAGAUGACAGCUUCAAUGACAUAAGUAUGAUUCCAGAAAACAUGUUCGAUACAGGAGGGAUUUUUGGAACCUUUGGGGAACAAGUCGAUAUACCGGGAGACUUUGAUUGGGAUGCAUGGGAUCAAAUCACUAUAGGUCCGCAUGCUUUAGGACAAGAAAGGGAUUUGGAAAUGCGUGAAAAUUAUUGGCUGUAAUGAUGAUAUGCAUAUAGUUGCUAGCUCCGCGGAAUCAUGAUAAUCACAAACUUAGAUGGAUUUACUGGAAGUUUCUCUUUAUUCAUAUUAUCAAUAUAGAAUUUGCAACAGUUCUCCGUUUCCGUGCCUUUCAUAUAAGAACCGCAUGCUGAAAUCAAUCCGCUCUUUUCUUUCUCUAAUAACACACAAGAUUCUGGAU
Botrytis byssoidea is the source of this 1690-nucleotide messenger RNA. RefSeq lists its product as uncharacterized. Gene Ontology annotation, molecular function: DNA binding; zinc ion binding. Gene Ontology annotation, cellular component: nucleus. The transcript has 3 exons. The record is from RefSeq and is a predicted model, not a curated record. The coding region runs from base 1 to 1491 and encodes 496 amino acids. NCBI's taxonomy places the organism in Eukaryota, Fungi, Ascomycota, Leotiomycetes, Helotiales, Sclerotiniaceae. Gene Ontology annotation, biological process: DNA-templated transcription.